GGUACCUCGGCCCCGAGGGGGCGGGCGGGGGUCUCCAGCUGCCGAGAGGAACCCCGAGGACUUCACGGGAUUUUUCCUUCUUCUCUCCUAUUUCUCCUCCUCUCUCCUCCUCCUUCUUCUCCUCCUCCUCCACCUCCUUCUCCUCCCCCCGCUGCUCCUCCCGCUCCCGCUCCCCUUCCCGCGGCGGGCCGGCGGCCGCAGCAGACGCCGCGCUGCCGUGAGGAUGCCGCAGCUGCCGGGGGCCGGGGGUGGUGGGGGGGACCCGGAGCUCUGUGCCACCGACGAGAUGAUCCCCUUCAAGGACGAAGGGGACCCCCAGAAGGAGAAGAUCUUCGCCGAGAUCAGCCACCCCGAGGAGGAGGGCGAUCUGGCCGACAUCAAGUCGUCCCUCGUCAACGAGUCCGAGAUCGCCCCCGGCGCCAACGGGCACGAGGUUUCCAGACAGACUCAAGCACAGGAUUCCUACCAUGAUAAAGGCAGAGAGCACCCCGAGGAAGGAAAGCAUCCAGACAGUGGCUUAUACAGCAAGGGACCAUCAUACUCUGGUUAUUCUGGGUAUAUCAUGAUGCCAAAUAUGAAUAACGACCCGUACAUGCCUAAUGGAUCUCUGUCACCACCCAUCCCCAGAACAUCAAACAAGGUGCCAGUGGUACAGCCUUCUCAUGCGGUUCACCCCCUCACCCCUCUUAUCACCUACAGCGAUGAGCACUUUUCCCCAGGGUCACACCCAUCUCACAUCCCCUCCGACGUCAGCUCCAAACAAGGCAUGUCCAGGCAUCCUCCAGCUCCUGAUCUCCCUACCUUCUAUCCCUUGUCUCCAGGGGGGGUUGGACAGAUAACACCACCUCUUGGCUGGCAAGGUCAGCCUGUAUAUCCCAUCUCGAGUGGAUUCAGGCAGCCCUAUCCAUCCUCACUCUCAGUCGACCCUUCCAUGUCCAGGUUUUCACAUCACAUGAUUCCUGGUCCUCCAGGCCCUCACACAACUGGAAUCCCUCACCCAGCUAUUGUAACACCUCAAGUAAAACAAGAACACCCGCACAACGACAGUGAGCUAAUGCAUGUGAAGCCUCAGCACGAACAGAGAAAAGAACAAGAGCCAAAAAGACCUCAUAUUAAGAAACCUCUGAAUGCUUUCAUGUUGUACAUGAAAGAAAUGAGAGCGAACGUUGUAGCAGAGUGUACUCUGAAAGAAAGCGCAGCUAUCAACCAGAUCCUUGGCAGAAGGUGGCAUGCUCUCUCCCGUGAAGAACAAGCGAAAUAUUAUGAACUAGCUCGUAAAGAAAGGCAGCUACACAUGCAGCUUUAUCCAGGCUGGUCUGCAAGAGACAACUAUGGGAAGAAAAAGAAGAGGAAGAGAGAAAAGUUGCAGGAAUCAGCAUCAGGUACAGGUCCCAGAAUGACAGCUGCCUACAUCUGAAGCAUGGUGGGAAAAGAAAUGCUUUCUCAACUUGCAAAGCAAAGGCGGCGACACCAGGACCCCUUCUGGAGAUGGAAGCUUGUUAAACCCUAGGUGUGUCCUUCAUCCACACAGACCACCCCCAAGGAGUCUGUCUAGGAUGUCAUUCACUGAUGUCACUGCUAGAGACACUGAAUCAUAAAGACAAUCACUGCCAAAAUCCUUCACUAUCACAAGGUCCAGCCCUGACAUAUGUAGAGCAAAUGAGCUCCUGGGUCAGCAGGCAGCUUUUUUGCCUUCACCUCUGUCUUGCACUCGUAAGCCCCCAUCUCAUCUGUGUCCAUAUCAAGUCAGCAAAGUAGCGUGGCUGUUUGUGCCUGCUUCAGCCACCAGGACAACCUAGAGCACAGCUGCCCCAUACAGCACACCGAGGAAGGGGAUUUGCUUGGGCCAGGAUGCCACACUCGACCUUCUUGUUAUUUAAUGGUGCGACAGGAUCAAUUUUUGGUUUAGCUUUUUU
Dryobates pubescens (Downy woodpecker) is the source of this 1916-nucleotide messenger RNA. It is a transcript of the gene LEF1, whose product is annotated as lymphoid enhancer binding factor 1. Gene Ontology annotation, biological process: regulation of transcription by RNA polymerase II; canonical Wnt signaling pathway. Gene Ontology annotation, cellular component: beta-catenin-TCF complex. Bases 224 to 1417 code for a protein of 397 amino acids. Lineage: Eukaryota; Metazoa; Chordata; Aves; Piciformes; Picidae. The transcript is spliced from 12 exons. Gene Ontology annotation, molecular function: RNA polymerase II cis-regulatory region sequence-specific DNA binding; DNA-binding transcription factor activity, RNA polymerase II-specific. The record is from RefSeq and is a predicted model, not a curated record.